Messenger RNA from Mytilinidion resinicola, 401 nucleotides. RefSeq lists its product as uncharacterized. The coding region runs from base 123 to 401 and encodes 92 amino acids. The record is from RefSeq and is a predicted model, not a curated record. The transcript has 3 exons. NCBI's taxonomy places the organism in Eukaryota, Fungi, Ascomycota, Dothideomycetes, Mytilinidiales, Mytilinidiaceae.
GUGCGUACUUGAUGAACGGAAAAGCAAAUCUCUGGAGAACCUGGAAAGGUCGAAGUCUACGCUGGGCGUAGCCUUGUCGCUUGUUGAAGGGAGACGAUCUGCCUUUAGUCAGAAGAGGUCAGAUGAGGUCAGAUGCUGUGGUACAGCAAAACUCUCAAAUCAAUUCCACAAUGGAUAAGCAACUGCAAGAGCUGUCAAUACAAUUCAGAAAGACAGCUCUUCUGCAGAAAGAUGUGCUCAAGGCGACUCGGACAAAUCAACUAGAGCACGCCAAGACCCGAGGAACGAUAGCAGAUGGCAACCAAAAAUUGAUCAAUACGGUUUCCUCCAAGCUUGACGACCUACGUGCUUCUAUUCCCAAAGAGUCUAUCGUAGCAACAAAGAGCGACAGAGAGAUAUGA